Pterocles gutturalis (yellow-throated sandgrouse) is the source of this 997-nucleotide messenger RNA. RefSeq lists its product as uncharacterized. NCBI's taxonomy places the organism in Eukaryota, Metazoa, Chordata, Aves, Pterocliformes, Pteroclidae. Gene Ontology annotation, biological process: synaptic vesicle endocytosis. Bases 64 to 513 code for a protein of 149 amino acids. The transcript has 3 exons. The record is from RefSeq and is a predicted model, not a curated record.
AGUGUUAAACCAAAGGUGGAAUGCAGUGUGGUAACUGAAUUUACAGACCACAUUUGUGUAACUAUGGAUGCUGAAUUGAUUAUGUUUCUGCAUGACUUGGUGUCUGCUUAUCUAAAAGAAAAAGAAAAAGCAAUUUUUCCUCCUCGUGUUUUGGCUGCUCGUCCAGGGCAGAAAAACUCCGUUGGUGUUCUUGAGGACAGCUCCGCUGACAAAGAGGCAGAGGAAAGCAUUACUUACACUACAGUCGACUGGAGAGAAUUUAUGUGCAAUACUUGGCAUUUGGAACCCACGCUCAGAUUAAUAUCCUGGACUGGGAGAAAAAUUGAUCCCGUUGGUGUUGACUACAUCCUUCAAAAGCUGGGCUUUCACCAUGCAAGGACUACUAUCCCUAAGUGGCUGCAGCGCGGUGUCAUGGAUCCCUUGGACAAAGUUUUGUCUGUCCUUAUAAAGAAACUUGGUACUGCACUGCAGGACGAAAAGGAGAAGAAAGGAAAAGACAAAGAAGAAUACUAAGAAUAUAAUGUGACAACCGUAAUUCCGUUUGAUUUUAUCAAGGUGUUUUUAUUGUAUUUUAAGAAGUAUGGUUUAAAGAGAAACCUAACAGCUUUUUGCUACUCUAUUUAAUAAACUUACAUUGUGAGUAACUGUUUACCGUGGUACAUGCUACCAUUCUGUAUCUGAAGUUAUUGCAUGAUGAUGACUAAUGUAUAUUCUGUGAAGGAAUCGCUGGAACACUGUAAAUCUGCUCCUCGGCGCCCACUGUUUUCUUAUGUGCAAUAUGAUUCCUGCAUCCUUACAACACUUGCAGAUUAACUGUGAAUUUCCAUAAACUUUAUUUGCCAUAACACAAACCCCUUGUUGAUGUGACAGGUAAUGGAUUUUUCUGUGUAGACUUGUGUAAAUUAUAUAUAUAUGUAACUUAUGAAACUGUGAUUGCCUUAGUGCUAAAAAUCAUUAAGUUUAUGACACUUGUAAUAAAUUUUAACUACUGUACAGG